Aureobasidium vineae is the source of this 693-nucleotide messenger RNA. The record is from the annotation of a GenBank genome assembly. NCBI's taxonomy places the organism in Eukaryota, Fungi, Ascomycota, Dothideomycetes, Dothideales, Saccotheciaceae.
ACAACCUACAACUCAAAAAUGGCAGCGCAGAAGAACGGCGGCUUAAGGUCUGCGCAAAGCAGCCGAGCAAACACCUUCUCCAUCAUCGCGAUUCUUAUCGCCCUCUUCUCAGCCAUUGUUUACUUUAUGGAACAAAAUCUUCAAAGUUUCUACGUUUUCGACACACAACAACUGCACGAACUUUCGAAAAGAGCGAUCGCAACCCAUGGAAACGACACUAGAGCUGUUGUUGCACAGAUCGUUGGCGAGCUCAGCCAGGGUCCUGCCGGCGAAUACGUGAACCUGGACGAGGAAUGGGUUUUCAACAACGCCGGCGGUGCAAUGGGUGCCAUGUACAUCAUUCACGCCAGUACUGCCAUUGGAACUGAAGGACACACCGGUCGCCACACCGCAGACGACUACUUCCACAUUCUCAAGGGCACUCAAACGGCCUAUUCACCCGCCGCAGGCCACUACGAGCCCGAAAUCUACCCUCAAGGCAGUGUGCACCACUUGCGCCGUGGCGUGGUCAAGCAGUACAAGAUGGACGAUGCUUGCUUUGCUCUCGAGUAUGCUCGUGGUUGGAUUCCUCCCAUGCUUGGAUUCGGUUUCGCCGACGGCCUUACCAGCACCCUUGAUUUCCCUACAUUGUGGCACACCACCAGAAUUACUGGCAGAGAAAUGUUGUCAAAUAUGGCCAAGGGAAAGCUUUAG